AAACAUGAAUGUCCAGCGAAUUGUGCCGCUGUGACUGUAUUUCAGCCAAAACAGUUUCAAAGACACCACUGGGCUUAAAUGGCCAAGCACAUGCUUCAGUAUCAUUGAUUCUUUUCAUCCCAUGAUACUAGAGGGAGCAGCACACCAGUGUGUUUCCCUCUGCUUGUAGUAGCAUCUUUGGUACGCACAGACAUGUCUUCUGGCUCUGUUUGGUUUGUGCAGCUGGUGUCCAAGCUGCUCUCAUUUCUGUCUCUCUUUCAGUCGGAGCAGUUUCUCAUUGAGAACUAUUCCCCCCUCCUGCCCACCAAUCCAAAACCCUUUGAGGUCUUCUACUGGAAUGUCAUCGACAAUGGAGAAAUGAAGCUCCCCCAGCUGGACGUAGACGUGGAGAGAGCAGCCUCCGACAGCUACAAUCCUGUGGUGAGGACUGUGGGCCUGCAGAGGGGGGGAGCCAUCCAGAUCCUGCCCUCUCACUGCUCCCGAGGCUGUGGCCAAGGGGAAAUGCAAAAGCUGCACCUGGAUUUGCCUCAGCACUGCUGUUAUGCAUGUGAGGUUUGCAGCCGUGGGACUUACAGCAACGGGUCAGGCAGCAAGAGGCAAAGGGCUUUGGAAGGAAGUUCCGCAGACGUCCGCUGGAGCUCAGUAAAAAUGUCUCGCUUUUUAUCAGGCUACUUUUUGCUCUGUGCCUGGCUGCUUUACCCUCUUUGCUGCUCUGCCCCAACAGAGAUCAGCACCACCCCACCAGGGAACUGUGGCCCCAGCCAGUUCCUUGACACCCAGGUAUUUCAGUGCAGCCCGUGUGGGGAGCCCCGGGUGAAAAGCCCUACAGGCCUGCGAUGUGUCUGUGCUGACAGCCGGAACGUGACGGGCCAGGCGGCGGAGUGCAAUGCUUGUAGUUCCCGGGAGCCUGCCUCGCUCUGGGAGGCCACCUUCCUUGAUAGCAGUUUUCUGGCUUGUAAUAACUCUUGCAACGUGACUGCCUGCGAGCUCCUGACCAACACGGUCAUUCUGAACGCCUUCUCCUUGGAAACCCGGGCCUACGACCUGUAUGCAAAGGCAAAAAGCCAGAACCUUCCAAAGCUGUUUUAUAGCAACACAGGGCUGCCUCCGCUCUCCUUUGGGAAGAACUCCAAGAUCAAUUUUAAGCUUGUAAAAUACGAUGCCCGAGGAAACUUCUUAGGCUGGGAGGACGUGACAGGUGGCACUUUGCAGCUCUGUGCAGACUGUCAAAGUGUACUCGAUGCUGCCUACUCCUUUGGGACAUCCUACCAACAGUCUUGCACUGUACAGGUGUCCAACCUGCUGCAGCGAGUCCCCGAGCCCAUCUUUUACGAGAUGUUCCUGCAGUUCUCCAAUGAGAAGGGGAACUGGCUGUGGCCAGUCCCUGUAGCGAAUCCCCAGCUGCAGCUGAAUAGCCCAGCCUCCCUGAGGUCUGAGAGGCUAAGAAGAUUCUUUCUAGUCGAUGGGCUCUCGGGCAGGCAAGGGAACCUGUCCAAUCAACCAGCAUCUGUCACGUUGGCAGCAGGGCUGCUCCUAAGUGUUGACUUGCCAACCAGUAGCCCAGGAGACCAGUCUGCUUUCCUGUUGACAGUGAAGUAUGCAAAGCAAGAUAGCACUGCAACAACGCAGGUAUCGUUUGCAGUGUCAUACACACAUCGCCCUGGAACGUCUCCACGAGACACAGAUAUAGCACUUGCCAUCCUGGGUUCUUUGGCAGCCUUGUACGCCUUGCUGAAGACCAGCAGCUGGGUGCGGAGGUCUAGACUUCAGAAUAUAAGCUUUAUAAUUUUAGUCAAGUUCUUUGCCUUCUUUGCCGGGGCCCUAGCUAAUGCCUUCUUCGUGGUUGCCCUUGGGACGGGGAUUUAUUGGCUCAUUGCUUUCAAGGGUCAGCAGUCUUCAGCGGUUGAGGUUAUGGUGCCCCCGGCAGGCAGUCAAAUUGAAACCAACUUUAUUAUCUACUUGUCCUGUGCUUUUGUGUUAAAGGCUGUGGACGUGCUUCAUCUCCUGAUCACCCAGGUGACAAUCUCCAUCUUCCUGAUAGACUGGGAAAAGCCAAAGGAGAAACCAGCAUUUAAAGCACCGGCAGGAGGGCAGAGGGCCAUUUCCUCUGUGAGUAUUUGGAGAACUUUCCUGAUAGCCAAUGAGUGGAAUGAGAUUCAGACUCAUAGGAAAUUGAAUCCAUCGCUUCAGCUGUUCGCAGUGUUACUGCUCCUGGAGGUUGUGGGCUUGAAGAACAUCACAUCACGAGACCUGAACGUGGAUCUGCACCCUGGCACUGACGCAUACCUGGCUGCCUGGAGCCCAAUCCUUAGAUUUGGGAUUGCUGCUUCUCUCUGGCUGGCCCUGGGGAUUGCACAGGUGGCGUUUUUCACAGGCAUCUACGAGCAGUUUGUGGAGGACAAGAUUCAUCAGUUCAUAGAUCUCUGUUCCAUGAGCAACGUGUCUGUGUUCAUCCUGAUGCACGGAUGCUACGGCUUCUAUGUCCAUGGGCGGAGCGUGCAUGGCCAUGCGGAUGUGGGCAUGGAUGCCAUGCAUGCCUGCCUCAGGAAAGAGGAGGAGAACCUGUGCCCUCUAAGAGGCCUGGAGGCCAACUCUGACAUUCAGACCUUCGAGGUGCUUCUCACGGACAGAGCCAGGCAGCUGUAUGACAAGAUAACGCAGCCCUUGAUGGAGGGCCCGAGAGGCGAGAGAGUCAGGGUCAACUUACAUGAGCAAAGACUAAGGAGUUAUUACACCUUGAAUCGAUUUCUCAGCUCGUUCCUUGAACACGCAUACAGAGAUAUGGACUACGUCGUGAAGGACAAGUUCUUCCUGGAGCGUUUUAUGGACAUGGAGUUCCAGGAGCCGGUAGACAUGUCCAUUCUGUACCCAGAUGCCAGCGCCUUAUUCAGCAGGACUCUCUUCUAUAACAAUGAGCUGGCAUUGCUUGUCUUCGACAACCUGCUCUUCUCGGUCGUCGACCUGGGAACGCAGGAUUUCCUGCUGGCCGCAAUCAUCACCUUUAUUGUGCAGAAGGUACAGCCAGUGGCAGGCGCUAAUGUCAAGUGCAAGGUUUUCUGCAUUGGUGAAGAUGCUGCGGCAUGCACUUGGUAGGAGAAAUCUGGCGGCAAAAACACUGGUGGAGAAGCAGUUUCUGAUCUAGAGGUGAAUAGGAAGCUGUGGCUACUUACCCCACUCUUCCCAGAGCCACCAUCAAAGCAAGAAUGCCGGGACCCUACAACUAAUUUGAGAAGUGAGGACUUUGCAGCCUUGACCCUUCUCAGUCCUUGGCCUGUGCAGGGAGACCAGAGAGAGCACUGCAGUUUUCCACUUUAGCUACUAUAGAUAAAGCUCUGGGCCUCCUACCAGCCCAGGAAAUGUUCAGCCCUACAGUUAUUAUUUCUCAUUUUAAGUUGUUUCCCAGGCGUAUUUUGAUUUCACAGCCGAAGGAUUCCUUUCUGCUGAACAAACCCUGCUCUAUUAAUUUAGCCAUCAGGAUGAGACACCCACACCCAUGGGAUUUUUGUUGCUUGUAUAUUUUUAAUUGGGAGACAAAAGGUCAUCCUCUGAUGCUGACCCUGGUUUUAUGGAGCAGCUUUGUUUGUUUCUUAAUGGGAAGAAGAAAAUAUCUGAAAGGAACAAGAGAAUGGUAAUCCAUGUGCUGUCUCCUCAGUGCAUCCGAGCUGCACAGUUCUCUGGUGGGUUCUGCUUAGCUUGGGCAAUGGAUGCAAUCUGCAGGGUAACUCCAAUGUAAUUUACAAGCAGGGCUCAGUGGGGUCUGAUAUACCGCAGGACAGACCACCUCACACAUCCUCUUUCCCCCCCAGUUCAAACACCAGCUCAGUCCUUUCCCUCACUAGGCAUGAAUCUUAUGCAGAAUGUAAUUUAUUGACCUCCAGUGGAGGUAAAUGACAGGCAGAUGUGUCUCCAGCAUCAUCCUGGGCUUUUCUAUUCCUUUCAUUUGUAUUCUCCGUAGCUCUGUUUCUUUAAACAAAGAGGGGCAGCUGCAUUACACAGAGCAGCUAUGUUACGCAGCCUGUAUUCCUCCAGGGCAGGAUUGAGGCUAAAGCCAGGGCUUUGAUUUCACUUCAGACUGCGGUUGUCUUUGGGAUCCACCUGGAGAGCAUGCUCUGAUUCCAGGGUUGGAGCGAGCCUUGGGAUUCACAGCCAAAAUGCAGGAGUUUCAGCUGGUUUUGCACUGACAGCGUGGAUUCCAGUGCCAACCCAUUAACAGGCCCAAGUUUGGAGGGGGACAGUCUGGCACACUUAAAAUUAAGCACAGGCUUAGGUGUUUUCCUGAAUAGGGACACUUUCCUACACCAGAGCCAAACUUAUGAAGGAAACAGCCCAUCCCAGAGCAACAUGGGCUGUGAUGCAAGCGUUGUCUGUUUAUAGGACAAAGAGAACUGGAAGAGUGACCAAGUGCUGAAAUUGGCAGUGACUCCCAGGGCUACAGCAAACAGCCUCCUGCAAAUGAUCCAUGCUUGUUUCACUCUGUUUUGGUUUGAAUGUAUGAUUUAUUGUGUUUGCUGCUGAGAACAUUUAUUUCUUAAAUCAACCACAUGUUGGGUUUAAGCCUGUUGUAAAUUUCUCUGAAUC
Molecule: messenger RNA, 4578 nt
Organism: Gopherus evgoodei (Goodes thornscrub tortoise)
Lineage: Eukaryota; Metazoa; Chordata; Testudines; Testudinidae
Product: meckelin-like
Exons: 26
Coding region: 193-3093 (966 amino acids)
Biological process (GO): cilium assembly
Cellular component (GO): ciliary transition zone; MKS complex
Source: RefSeq, a predicted model, not a curated record